CUUCAACCUUUCACCACCCGCAGUCAUGUCACCCUUAACAGUCCGCCCAGCAACGCCCGAAGACAUCCCCCAAAUGCUCGCCGUCUUCUUCUCCGCAUUCUCUUCCUCGCCUCUAAACAAGCGUUGCUUCCCCCCAUCAUCUCCUGAUGUCCAAGCCUUCCAAGCUUCAUUUCUCCAAACCAACAUCGACGACAAGGAUGACAAUUUCAUGCUCGUCGCAGAGGACGAUUCUAAAAUCGUCGGCUGGGCGCGCUGGGCACGUAGAGAAAACCCACCAUUGUCGGGAAAGCAGAUCGACCCUUCUACGUUUCCUGCUUCGGGAGACCAAGCGACCGCGGCGGAUUUCUUUCAGAGGAAUGCUGAUGAGACUUUCAAACACGUCGCUGGUGAGAGGCAUUGGUUCCUAAGCACGAUUGCCACUGCAAAAGAAGCACAGCGACGGGGCGUAGGAUCUGUGCUUAUGAGAUUCGGUGUUGAGAGAGCCGACCGAGAAGGUUGGAUGUCUUAUCUAAAUAGCUCUGGCGAAGGAAGGGGCCUGUAUGAGAAGUUUGGGUUCAAGGUCGUUGAAACAAGUGAGUUCCCUGAUCUGGGCAUGACGCAGUAUCAUAUGAAGAGAGAAGCAGUUCAGAAUUGAGUGUUUCAUGGGAACUACUUUGAACGAUUCGUAUUGCAUAACUGUAGAAAUUUGUAAGAUGAGAAGAAAUAGGAAAAUAACAUCUUGUUAACAUGAUAACCGACCA
This is a messenger RNA of Fusarium verticillioides 7600, 740 nucleotides long. RefSeq lists its product as hypothetical. Bases 26 to 634 code for a protein of 202 amino acids. Lineage: Eukaryota; Fungi; Ascomycota; Sordariomycetes; Hypocreales; Nectriaceae. Gene Ontology annotation, molecular function: acyltransferase activity, transferring groups other than amino-acyl groups. The transcript has a single exon. The record is from RefSeq and is a predicted model, not a curated record.